This is a messenger RNA of Rotaria sp. Silwood2, 1449 nucleotides long. NCBI's taxonomy places the organism in Eukaryota, Metazoa, Rotifera, Eurotatoria, Philodinida, Philodinidae. The record is from the annotation of a GenBank genome assembly.
AUGCAACGAGUACUCUUCGAGAUUUCAUUGAAUACUUCACUGCAAGAUAUGGCUGUAUUUGCCGAACUCGAGCAUCAUACACAUUUUCGUGAAGAACGAGAGGUUUUGUUUGAUUUCAAUACUCUUUUUAAUGUGACUCAUGUUGAGUACGAUCCAUUUGAUCAUAUUUGGAGUGUGAAAAUGAUUGCCAUUGCAAAAAGUUCGAUCAAGGAACAUCCUUAUCUUAGCACGAUACGAGAAAUGUUCGUUCAGAAUCAUUCGGCUACCGUUGCCUUUGGCAUCACCAUGGCAUAUGGUUUUGAAAAAAAGCAGCAAGCAAUUCGUUAUUUUGAUCAAAUAUUACUCACUUUGCCGCCUUAUCAUGUUGAUCUGCCAGAUAUUUUGGAACAAAGAGCUAUUUUGUAUCAAGAAAAAGGUGAAAACAAAAUGGCUUUAAAUGAUUAUGAACGGGCUCUUGAAAUUCGUCGCCAACGUAUCCAGGAGAAUCUAUUGGGCAUUGCUUCACUCAACAGUAAUAUUGGUAAUCUUCAAAGAGCAACAUCCAAUUUCGAGGCAAGUUUGAAUAGUCAUCAUGCAGCACUGACUACUUACGAACAAUUGUAUGGAACAGAGGAAGAUCAUAUAAAAAAAGCGAAGGUGAACGAAAACAUUGGUUUGACUUAUUAUAGCAGUGGAAGUGCAUCCAAGGCGCUUGAAUAUUUAGAGCGUGCACAAGUCGCAUACAAACAACUGUUGCCUGAAAAACACAUAUUCAGUAUUGAACUUCUUGGACAUGUCGGAGCAAUUUAUGAAGCAACAGGAAAUUUAACUUUAGCAGAAAAUUUAUUUCAUCGUCAACUGAAUUGGAGUGAGACAAUUCUCCCAUCAGAUCAUCCCCUACUCAUUACAUUUCUCGAUUCUGUCUUACGUAUUCAUAUGAAGAUGAAUCAAACGUCCAACAUUAGCACAAUAUUCACCGAAUAUCUAAAAAAACUCAACAAAACGCUUGGUCAGAAACAUCCUAUAAUUCCUCGUCUUCUUGUUAUGGUUGCUUUCUUGCUCGAACCAGCACAACCCGUCGAUGCUAUCAAGUUUUAUAAGCAAGCUAUUGAAAUAAGCCAAGAUUUAACACAACGGGAUCGAUUUACAAUAGUAAAAUGUCACAAGAAUCUUGCAUCAUUGUACCGAAAAACUGGAAAUCUGACAGAAGCACUCAAAUAUGCUACUCAAACUCUUAAUCUUCAGCAGCAAUUCUUAUUCGAAGAAGAAAACUAUUUACUCGAAGUUGCCGAUGCACUAAACAACAUUGGUAUGAUCUAUUUAGAAAUGAAUUUAUCCACAGAUGCUCUUCCAUAUUUGACGAAGUCACUAACGAUGUAUCGAUCGACGUAUUCAUCAGAUCAUCCCACUGUUCAUGCCAUUUUGACCAGUAUCAUUCAUGCAGCCAACCAAAGUCAAUCGAUUAGUUAA